Entamoeba histolytica HM-1:IMSS is the source of this 624-nucleotide messenger RNA. RefSeq names its product signal recognition particle 68 kDa protein, putative. Gene Ontology annotation, molecular function: endoplasmic reticulum signal sequence receptor activity; 7S RNA binding; signal recognition particle binding. Lineage: Eukaryota; Evosea; Mastigamoebida; Endamoebidae. The transcript has a single exon. Gene Ontology annotation, cellular component: signal recognition particle, endoplasmic reticulum targeting. The coding region runs from base 1 to 624 and encodes 207 amino acids. Gene Ontology annotation, biological process: SRP-dependent cotranslational protein targeting to membrane. The record is from RefSeq and is a predicted model, not a curated record.
AUGAGUGAAAUUAAAUACAAAAAACUCACAACUAAACUUGAUAAAGGAUUGAAUCUUUGUCUUUUUGAAACAAUAUUCAAUUGGAGACAAGUUAAUGGAUUAAAACACGAUGACUAUACAAGAUAUAGAAGAUUUUGUUCACGUAGAAUUAAGAGAAUAAGACAAAAAGUCCAAUUAAUCAAUAAAUGGGAAAAAAAACAAUUUAAACAAUUAAAGUUAGUUGCUGAACAUAUGAAAACUUCAGAAUGUUUAAUGAUUCCUUUAUUAAAAGUAGAAAGAUGUUGGGCAUAUGCUAAUGAACUUCAACCUGUUGAUGAAACUGAAGCAAGAAAAGGACAUCAUCAAAAAAGAAGACUUCACAAAAUGAAACAAUAUUGUGAAGAAUUUAUUGGAUUAAUGAAAGGAUGUAAUAAAAGAACUCAAAGAGAAAUUACAGCAUAUAAUUUAUAUAUGAAAGGAAUGGUAGCAUUUGAAGAUCAUCAAUACGAAGAUGCAUUAAAGUAUUAUUUUAAAAGCAUUACUAUCAUUGGUUAUAUUGAUGCAGAAAUGAGUGAAGAAAGUAAAAUUAUCUUUAGAGAUAUUGUAGAUGAUGCCAAUGCUAAAAUCAGAGUUUGUAAAAAGUGA